AUGGAUUACAAAUAUCAGUCUCUGAGUCCAAUACCCGAAAAGCGCCGUGCAGAGUCCUUCGAGUCCGCUUCAACUUUGGAGGGCUUGGAGGACCUAGACAAUUCGAUUGUUAGCACACCAAAUGUCCUCUGUUGCCCGAAUUUGAACAAUUCCAACAGCAUCGCCGCUUCGAAGUGGUUAUGGCUGAUCCAUGGGGUCGUCCUCAUGACCUCAUGCACGAUACUGGCGCUUGCCGUCUCCAUGCGAUCAUCAACCUUGGAGCAUGUACGCCAAUUCUCUGCCUGGUCACCUGCAGAGACUGCAGUACGAUACGAUUCGCUAAUGUACAACAUCACGACCGUGGGAAACAGAUUCGUGGGAGCCGGACCCGAGGUCGAUAAAGCGUGGAGAGAAAUUUCUUACGAUAUGGGAGAUCAAUGGAUGUCCAAGUCCGACAUCUCCAGACUCGGCAUGCCGGAGACGUCGCUGAAGGUCAACCACCCACAAACGGGAGAAGAAGGGUAUCGAGUGGGGAUGGAAGUGUUCCACCAACUUCACUGCCUCAACCUUCUGCGGAAGGUAACUUACAAGGAAUACUAUGAACCGCUUGGAGGCGAGUUCGGAAAGGGAGCAGAGGCCUUGCAACGGCACACAGAGCACUGCAUCGAGGUCCUCCGCCUGAACCUGCAGUGCAACGCAGACAUUGGCAUCUUCACGCUCUAUCUGGUCGAAGGCGACCCUCUCGCAUGGCCCGAGCUCAACUCGAAGCAUGUCUGCAGGAAUUUCGAUAGCGUGCGCCAGUGGGCAUUGGACCACUCUGUGGGAAACAUGGAGGUUCUAAAAUGA
Exophiala spinifera is the source of this 825-nucleotide messenger RNA. RefSeq lists its product as uncharacterized. Bases 1 to 825 code for a protein of 274 amino acids. Gene Ontology annotation, biological process: mycotoxin biosynthetic process. The record is from RefSeq and is a predicted model, not a curated record. NCBI's taxonomy places the organism in Eukaryota, Fungi, Ascomycota, Eurotiomycetes, Chaetothyriales, Herpotrichiellaceae. The transcript has 4 exons.